Messenger RNA from Malus domestica (apple), 3284 nucleotides. RefSeq names its product putative pentatricopeptide repeat-containing protein At3g25060, mitochondrial. Gene Ontology annotation, molecular function: protein binding. The record is from RefSeq and is a predicted model, not a curated record. Lineage: Eukaryota; Viridiplantae; Streptophyta; Magnoliopsida; Rosales; Rosaceae.
CCAAAUUAUUCUGUCUGUUUUUUAUCUGAUCGAAUAUUAUGUCCUAAACUAAAAGAAAGUAUGAUAUUCGCUCAAAAGAAAAUCAAACAAAUUGCAAAAGUAAAGUAGGAAAUAAUAAUCUCUCUUUUGCAAAGGCUAUAAACAGUAACCUAGUAGGUGUUAACAGAAUAUCAAGUUUUAGCUUCCCAUGCAUAGAUGCAGUUACUUCCAUGGCCAAGGCGCCUCAGAGCUCUCCUCUUAUCCUGCACGGAUAAGACCUCCAUAGCUAAAGUCCAUGCUCUUAUGAUAUUGACUAGUACCCUCGCCGAUGGAAGCUUCAACGCUCGACUCAUAGCGUCCUACGCGCGUAUUGGGGAUACUGUGUCCGCCUGCAAAGUGUUCGAUAAAUUGCCUCAACGAGGCGUGAAUGCAUGGAAUGCCAUGAUAGUCGCGUAUUCUCGGCAAGAGUACCCGUCUCAAGUUUUAAGUUUAUAUCAUCAGAUGGUAGCGGAUGGAGUUAGACCUGAUAGUUCGACUUUUACUGUCGCGAUUAAGGCGUGCGCAAGCAUGUUGGACUUGGAGAUUGGUGAGGAAAUUUGGUCUAAGGCGGUGGAUUGCGGGUACGAACGUGAUGUGUUUGUGGGAUCAUCUGUUUUGAACUUGUACGCCAAGAGCGGGAAGAUGGAUGAAGCAGUGGUGGUGUUUGAGAAGAUGCCUAGAAAGGACCUUGUUUGUUGGACAACAAUGAUAACAGGGUUUGUGCAGAGUGGAAGGCCAAUGGAAGCAGUUGAGAUGUUUAGGGGAAUGCAACAUGAGGGAAUCGAAUUUGAUGGGGUUUCGAUGACGGGGUUGGUACAGGCUUGUGCAAGUCUUGGGGACUUGAGAUUGAGUCUUUCUGUUCACGGGUUUAUGAUUCGGAGAGGUCUUCGUAUGGAUGUUAUGGUUCAAACCAGCCUUGCCCAUAUGUAUGCAAAGAACGGGCAUUUGGAGCUAGCUUAUAGGGUGUUCGAUAGGAUGCCUUACAAGAAUGCCAUUUCGUGGGGUGCUUUGAUUUCCGGCUUUGCUCAAAAUGGCUUCGCAGGGCGUGCACUCGAAAUGCUAGUAGAGAUGCAGGGCAGUGGAUUUGAACCCGAUUCAGCGUGUCUUGUGAGCGCGCUUCUAGCAUGUUCACAAGUAGGGUUUUUGAAAUGGGGUAAAUCCGCACAUGCAUUUAUCUUGAAGAGGCUUGAUUUUGAUGAAGUUUUGGGUACUGCAGUGAUUGACAUGUAUUCGAAAUGCGGAUCCCUUUCUUACGCACGUGCUCUCUUCGAUCAGAUUAUUUCCAGAGACUUAAUCUCGUGGAAUGCUAUGAUUACAAGCUACGGAAUUCAUGGUCAUGCAGAGGAAGCUCUAGCACUCUUCCUCCAGAUGACGGAGACAAACAUAAAGCCCGAUCAUGCUACUUUUGCUUCUCUUCUUUCAGCCUUCAGUCAUGCAGGCCUCGUACAAGAAGGCCAGUAUUGGUUCGACGUCAUGGUCAAUAAGUACAAAACCACUCCGGGGGAGAAACAUUAUGCUUGCAUGGUUGACCUACUGGCUCGCGCCGGACGAGUGGAAGAGGCUUAUGAGCUAAUAAAUUCUGUGAAUACUGAACGUGGCCUUGCCGUUUGGGUUGCCCUCCUGGCAGGUUGCCACAAUCAUGGGAAGUCGUCGAUUGGAGAGAUCGUGGCAAAGAAGAUCCUCGAUUUGAAUCCGGAUGACUUAGGAGUUUACGCUUUGGUCUCGAACUUCUACGCAAUGGCGAGGAAGUGGGAUGAUGUAGCAGACAUGAAGAAGAUGAUGAAACAGAGAGGAACAAAGAAAGUGCCUGGUUAUAGUGUUGUGGAAGUGAAUGGAGAGCUCCAUGCUUUUCUCAUGGAAGAUAAGACACACCAACAUCAUGGCGAUAUCAUGCAAAUCCUGAAUAAGUUGGAUCAUGACAUGAGAGCCAUCGGAUAUGUUCCCAGGAAUGAAUUUCUGUUGCACAAUUCGGAAGACGAACAUUCCUUCCAGCAAAGAAAAUUUAUCAAAGUGCUCUAACAGAUUCAAAUUUCCGUGUGCAUAUCUAUUAAUCGAAAGGCAUCGUGAACUAAAUCUGGGAGUGUACGUUCUAAUUUCACGAGAAUUACAAAAUUUUCAACAACUUUCCGGCAGGGGAUCAGACAAGAACAUCACAAGUAAGCAAAAUACGUCUCAAAGCUCAAACUGCGGCGGUGUUUCAAAAUUACCUGCUCCUAUAACCUAGAGACUGAGUCUGAAGAUUUUGGUUGUCUUCUAACAAGCGGUCAUAUUCGAGAAGUAGAUCUGCAGCCUGUUUUUGGAGGGAGGCAACAUGGGAUUCAGCAGUUUCGAUGCUUUUAUCCUUCUCUGCACAUUCCAAUUUCAGCUUCUUCAAAUCCUCUGUUAGAGUUGAGAUUUUGUCUUGCAGCUGCUUGAUUUCUUGGGACGAUUUAUCUUCCUUUUCUUUAAGCUGUAUCUUCUCUUUCUGAAGCCUAUCAAGUUCUUCUUUUGAAGCUCCCACGCUACUCCUCAAUCCAAUUAGCUUACUGAGAUAAUGGUGCAUUCGAUCAAUUAUGAAUCCAAGAAAUAGGGUAAAACCUGCAGGCAAGAUCGAUUAUCGAUUAGCUUACUGAGAUAAUGGUGCUUGAUUUCUUGGGUCAUCAGGGAUAGAAAGGAUCAUUCACUGGAAUGCAAACAACAGUUCGGACAUCAAUCCCAGAGCAGACACCAUGCAUGAAGCUCUACUGUCAGUUGCCCAAGAAGACUGUAUAAUCAACUUAAGCAUUCCCUUUUCCGGUAACCAAAAUCGUCUUCUUCCAGAACAUGAAAGCGAUUACUAGGUGUACAAGGACAGAGAGGCCGGACUAGCAGCAGCAACCAAGGGUAAUGAAGAAUGGAGACACCAAGUAUUCAACCAGUAGACAGCGAUUCUGAGGAUUCGGGACACAGUCCAAGAGAGAGAUGGAGUCAUCUGGUUGCCAGGUUUGCAUCAUUUGACCAUAAAAAGAGAGAGGAGCAAGAACAGUUCUUAAGAGUGAAAUUAAUUAGGGUCAUUCCGACAAUAGGAGAGAAACCUGCAGCGAAACACAUUUACAAUGGAUGGUGAUAGUACGAGGCCAACGUGAAGAUUUUAUUAAUGAAUGGCUAAUAUCUUGUCGCCCCCAUGCCUAUUUACCUAGUGGAUUGAGUCCUUACAUUGACGAUAGUCGCACUGUAGAUUGUGAGUGCAAAACUUAGGUCGCAAUUUUUUGAUUGAAUUCAAUAUAAUUUGACUUGGUACUGAACUA